GUAAGUGAGAGUGAGAGAGAGAGAGAGAGAGAGAGAGAGAGAGAGAGAGAGAGAGACAGACAGACAGACAGACUGACAGACAGACUAGAGCAGAGCAAAGGAAAGAGACAGCCUUAAAAGUAAUCUGCUGCUGAGAACAUGGGGACUGCUAAUCAACCUGUGUUUGCUCAGUGUUAAUAACAGCUGAAAAUGUGUGGCUCCCUGCUGGAAUCUCUUGGCUUUUACAGAAGGGGAUCAGACACAAGCUGGACACCAGGUCCUAUUCCAAACACUCCCAGAUAAACUAUUCGGGAAAAGUUUCCUCCAGGCAGGGCGCUAUAUCAUGUCCCAUAAAUCAUGGAUGAAGACAGUUCCGACUGAGAAUUGUGAUGUACUGAUGACAUUUGCAGAUACAACUGAUGACCACACGUUGCUAUGGCUGCUGAAUCACAUCCGGCUGGGAAUCCCGGAGCUGAUCAUUCAGAUUCGGCAUCAUAAGCACACCAGCGUUUACGCUUUCUUCAUCACGGCCACUUAUGAGAACUUGCUACGAGGAGCUGAGGAAAUGGGUCUGCGUAAACCAGUGAAGCAGGAGUUCGGCGGCGGGACCAGGGUGCUGUGUUGUGACGAGGAUUACAUCUAUGAAAACAUUGAAAAUGAAAUCUAUUUCUUCACUUCUCAGGAACGGCAGAGUAUCAUCAAGCACUGGCUGGACAACCUGCGGGCCAAGCAGGGAGAGAGCCUGCACAACAUCCACUUCCUGGAGGGGCAGCCAAUUAUUGCAGAGCUCAUGACUCGAGGAAUCAUUCAGCAGGUCCUCCCCCUCCACGAGCAGCGAAUGCUUAACCGCUUGGUGAAGUCGUGGGUUCAGGCCGUCUGCGAGUCGCAGCCAGUAGACGAUAUCUGUGACUAUUUUGGGGUUAAAAUAGCAAUGUACUUCUCGUGGCUCGGGUACUACACGUGGUGCAUGAUCUACCCAGCUGUGAUCGGUUUUGGACUCUGGGCAUUUACAGAGUCUGACCAGACAAGUCGUGACGUGAUUUGUGUGGCCUUUGCCCUGUUUAACGUUGUGUGGACCACCUUGUUUCUGGAGGGCUGGAAACGGCAGAGCGCAGAGCUGGCCUACAAGUGGGGCACUUUGGACCGGCCAGCAGAGCUGAUAGAGGAGCCCAGGUCCCAGUUCAGGGGUGUCAAACGAGUCAGUCCAGUUACGGGUUGUGAGGACUUCUAUUACUCACCGUGGAAACGGAGGUUGUUCCAGUACUUUGUCAGUCUUCCUGUAUGUCUCUUCUGUCUCUGCAUUGUGUUCCUGACCAUGCUUAUCUGCUUUGAACUGCAGGAAUUUGUGAUCAGUAUCAAAGAACUGCCUCGGAUUGUCACCUACUUUCCUAAAGUCUUACUGGCUAUUGUGGUUACAGUUCUCGAUGAUGUUUACAAGAAAAUUGCCUAUUGGUUAAAUGACAUGGAGAAUUACCGUUUACAGAGUGCCUAUGAGAAACACCUCAUCAUUAAAAUAGUUUUGUUUCAGUUUGUGAAUUCCUAUCUCAGCCUUUUCUACAUUGGAUUCUACCUCAAAGACAUGGAGCGUCUCAAGGAGAUGUUACUAGUCUUCUCUCUGAGUAAAAGCCUUCUGCGGCAGGCUAAAGACGCCCUCCUCCCGUACUUUCUUCUCAAAGUCUAUCUCCUCCUCAUCUUCAAGCGAAACAUGUUGACGAGAGCCUCCACUGUCUGCUCCCGGUGGUUUAUCGGCAAAAUGUUGGCCACGCUUCUGAUCACCAGGCAGAUUAUCUUGAACAUGAAGGAGGUUCUCCAGCCACUCUUCUACGAAAAGUACAAGCAGGGAGACCUCACACUUCAAGCACUGGCCAGCACCCUGAGGAAUCUGUUCAAAAACGUCCCGGACCGGUUCAGAGGGGAAGGGACACCUCCGGACGACCCGGUCGAGCAGGAGCCUGAAGAGCUGGCCAUUGAUCAGGGCAAUGAGAAAGGGGAAACCAAGUGUGAGAACGGGGCGUGCGGAGCACCUGAAGAGGAGGAGGAGCAGAGGGAGGAGGAUGGCGACGAGGAGAGCAUCCUGGACUGCGGGCUCCGGCUCUCCAAGAAGGUCAGCUUCGCCGGGGGUGGCCAAGGCCCCGCCAAGGAGGAGAGGAGCUGUGAGAUGGAGGGUGUCCUGGACGGCAUGCUGAUGGAGGAGGGCAGCCCCAUCCUGGUGGAGAGAGGCGCCGAGGGAGGACUCAUGUUCGAGCUGUGUGAGCAUGACGCAAAGAUCGAGGCAGACUACGGCCACAUUGCAGGGGAGAACAAGGAGCUGAGCGUCACGCUGAGACAGAGGAGGAAGGACAAGAACACAGAGCAAGGGGAGGACACCGAAUCUACAGCAAACAGGCUGUCCUGGAUGGACCCACCUGAUGACUAUGAAGACGCCCCCCUUACACAAGGAGAAAUUGAGAGCUUAAUGCAGAAAUAUGAGGACACUUUCCAGGACUACCAAGAGAUGUUCAUCCAGUUUGGGUACGUGGUACUCUUCUCCUCUGCCUUCCCCCUUGCUGCAACGUGUGCCCUCAUCAACAACAUAAUUGAGAUCCGCAGUGAUGCCUUCAAACUAUGCACGGGAUCCCAGAGGCCGUUUGGCCAGAGAGUGGACAGUAUUGGCCAGUGGCAGAACGUGAUGGAAGCCAUGGGAGUUCUGGCCAUCAUCGUGAACUGCUAUCUGAUUGGUCAGUGUGGACAGUUGCAACGCCUAUUCCCAUCGCUCAGCUCAGAGAUGGCCAUUGUCCUCGUGGUCAUUCUAGAGCACUUCGCUUUCCUGUUGAAGUAUGUGCUCCAGAUCGCUAUCCCAGAUGUUCCCGCCUGGGUGGCUGAGGAAAUGGCGAAGCUGGAGUAUCAGCGACGGGAAGCUUUUAAGAAACACGAACGCCAGGCACAGCAGCGGUACCAGCAGCAGCAGCGGCGGCGGCGGGAGGAGGAGAAGCAGCGGCAGGAACAGCGGGAGAGCGCGCAGAGCCGCCGGGAGCGAGAGGCGGGCCGGGAGGAGGGCCGGGCCGGCGCCGCGCCCUCCGACCAGCCCCAGGGCCGCUCCGGGGGCAGAGCCAAGAUGGCGACGGCGGCGGCGGCGCCCAGCGACAAACCGAAGCGGCCCAGCUCGCUGCUGGCGUCCAACAACGUGCUGAAGCUGAAGCAGAUCAUCCCGCUGCAGGGCAAGUUCCUGUCGGGGGCCAGUGGCGGCGGGGGGACGGCAGGCAGCGCGGCGGGGGCCAAAUCCCCGCAGUCCCCCACCGGCAGCGAGAGCAAGCUGCCCGGCUUCCUCACCUUCAGGUUCCUUAAAUCGCCGGCGGACGGGCGGAAGGAAGGGACAGCCGAGAAGGUACAGUCGCCCACCAAGCCCUUCAACCCGGGCAAACUCUUCAACUUCGGCAAGUCCGACUCCAGCAGCAACGGCGCCGCCCCGCCCCAGCCCCAGCCCAAGGCGGCAGCAAGCGGGAGCGCCCCCGGAGAAGGAGGCGAGAAAGCUCCCGCCAGCCGGGCUGACCUGAACGGGCUGCCGGAGGAGACCACUGCCCCUGGCCCGGAGUCUACCAGCCCCAAGCGUUAACUCAGCCCGAAGGGUUUGUAGCCAGCUGGAGGUGUCUGAAACUUCCUGCAGAAGAUUUCCCUUCUCUCGUUAUUACUUUGUAAAAAAUAAUAAUAUUCAGGGAUAGAAGUCUGUAUUUGAAAAACAGAAUUCUCAUCAUCUUCAGGUUUUUAUACAACAUGGUUGGGGGUAGACCCUUUGAUUUACCAAUACCGCAAUCUGCUUUUUUAAGUUGUCCACGGACACUGGAGACUUUUGUGUCAACCUUCCCAUCUUGGCAGGUCACGGUAACUAGAGGGACACGAUCAAUCACACAAGCCACGUCUCACUUUGCAUUUUGCAAAUCAGGCAUAAGUCUCAGUGAACCCGUCCACGACCAGUUGUAAAAAAAAGUUGCAUUUGAACCCCGUUGUCACCAUUUCAAGGUGGGGAACAGGUGUCGCUUCUGUCGAGCGUGUGGCCAGAGCUGUUACCAAUGGGCUCCUGGUUUUGCAGAGCCUGGCUGUCUGCCCCAAGUCAAAGGCAACAAACCUCCUGGAGAUUUCAGACGGGAGGGGGAAUUGGGACUGUGAAGCCUUCAUUUCACUGGUUAGGUAAAUAAUGAAAGUAUUUGAUUGACGUUUGAAAGGCAUGAUGGCGAGAGGCUGUUUCCUCAGGCUGGAGAGUCUAGACCAAGGAACAACCUCAGGAUAAGGAAUCUGUAAUUUAAGGUGAGGUGGCAAUUCCUGUAGCGGAUGGGUUGUAAAUCCUUAGACUUUUCUGCUAUUGAGUGUUCUCCAAGCUGAGAGCAAAUGUUUUUUUAUGCUUUGGGUAGUAAAAUGGAUGUAGAGGAUUGAUUACAAUCUUGAAUGGCAGGCUUGAGGGGCUGAAUGGUCUCCUGUUAUAUAUGGUGGCCUUGCAUAUUAUACUGUUUGUGACUGCAGGAGCAAAGGACAAAGGGUUCAGGAGACCCUUCCACAGUGAACUGUGCUCUGAAGUGAACAGGAGGAGAGCCUUGGGUUGCUGGCUCCCACUGGGUGUAGGCAGAUACCAUAUAUUUUUUGCACACCACCACAACCCCUUCUAUUCUUCCUGCAUCUGUCCCCAGUAUUUUCAUAACUGUGUUAUCUUAAGUGAUCAAAAGAUAUAAAGAAAAAGAACUAUAGGAUCCCCAUGCAGGACUUUCCUCCAUUUUGCAGCACGGCCUGGGGAAUAUUUAAAGUAUUAUCGUUUUAGAGAAGAGGAAUACUGGGCUCAUUAAGGAAAUGGAUGGACUACUGGUGUCAGUAGACGGUUCCAUUUGAUGGAUCACACUUUGUGAGCAUGCCAAGCUGAUGGCUGAGAAUAACACGGGAAUGCUGUCCUCCGAAAGGAACAUCAGGCUUUCCCAUUCAUGGGACAUUGGUUACCAGGGAUGGGCUAAGAGGAAGUCAUUCUGUUGUGUUUAAUGAAACUUAAAUUGAACAGGAAUUGGCACCUUGGCAAAUUGAAUAAGUGGGGCUACAGAUACGGCUUUAAAGAAAGAAAGAGUGAUCAAAAGGUUCGGGUGAAGGGAAAACUGCAUUUAAAGUGAAAGCAGUUUGGGUAAUGGUAGGCGAGUCAGUAAUUAUGUACCAUCACAAACAAAACUGGGAGGAGUUGCAUCGAAAUGCAUAGACAAUGUAACAAGGUUGGCAGAUUAAAGGUAUAAGUAAUAAUGAUUUUGAUUUAAUGGACUUUUCUGGGAUAUGAUCAUGCAGCAACCGAGGAUGGGAAUUCCAGCAAGUUUGUUUGGGAAUUGGAAAGGAAGGGCAUGGAAUGUGGUCCUGAAUAAUAAAGGAUUUCACAAAGGCAUUAGGGAGAAAUGAUCUGGCUCAGAACGAUAAGUAGAAUCGGUGUAGUUGAGAUAAGAGAUGAAAAGGUACAGAAAACACAGGUAGCAAAUGAGAAAAUCUGCAGAUGCUGGAAAUCCAAGCAACACACAAAAUGCUGGAGGAACUCAGCAGGCCAGGCAGCAUCUAUGGAAAAAAGUACAGUCAAUGUUUCAGGCCGACGCCCUUUGGCAGGACUGAAGGGGAAAAAAAGCUGAGGAGUAGAUUUAAGGGGGGGGAGAGAGAAACACCAGGUGAUAGGUGAAACCUGGAGGGGGAGGGAUGAAGUAAAGAGCUGGGAAGUUGAUUGGUGAAAGAGACAGAAGAGUUAACUGACCCAGAAUACCAGUUAUACACAGUGGCCACUUUUUUAGGUACAGGAGUGGAACCUGGUCUGGUUUUCUGCUGCUGCAACCCAUCCACUUCAAGGUUUGAUGUGUAUUCAGAGAUGUUCUUCUGCACACUGCUGUUGUAACACGUGAUUAUUUGAGUUACUGUCACCUUCUGGUCAGCUUGAACCGGUCUGGCCAUUCUUCUCGUCCUCUUACAUUAACAAGCAUUUUCACCCACAGAACUGCCGCUCAUUGGAUUUUUUUUGGUUUUCCGCGACAUUUUCUGUAAAUUCCAGAGACUGUUGUGCAUUUAGAUUCUAAGAGAUCUGCAGUUUCUGAGAUACUCAAACCAUCCCAUCUGACACCACCAAUUAUUCUACAGUCAAAGUUACUUUGAUCAAUUUCUUCCCCAUUCUGAACAACAGCUGAACCUCUUGACCAUGUCUGCAUGCUUUUAUGCAUCGAGCUGCUGCCACACGACUGGCUGAUUAGAUAUUUGCAUUUGCAAGCAGGUGCACGUAAUAAAGUGGCCACUGAGUGCAUUUUGGAGAGUUAAGUGAUAAGAUGAGCUUGUAGAAAAGCUAAUACAAUAACAUGGAAGAAUUUAUUUUUCAUAAGGACUGCAAAUUGAAGGAAAAUAUUAAAGACUGGAUUUGGUUUAGUUUACCAGAAUGACAUGUCAUGUAGAGGCAACAAAGGAACAGCCCACUGUAGUGAACUGAAUUAGUAAUCUUGGAGUAAGUGAUUAGUGAGGGGAAAAUAAUCAGCAUAUGAUUAUUCAGAUUAUAUAGCAUUCAAGUCAGAGAUUUGAGCCUUGAACUUAAAGCUAGUUACAUAGUUAUGAAAAAAAUGUGUAAAUCUCUGAUUAGGCUUUAGCUUGGGAAUUGUGGCCUGGGCUUCAUAUUUUAAGGAUGACAAGAACUUGGAGAGGGUAUACUUGAAUUUUAGCAGAAAUGAUGGUCUCUUCUUAGAAGAGAAGAUUUAAUAAUAAGGUUUUUAUGUUUCAAUAGGUUUUUGUAGAUUAAAUAAUGACAAAAGACUUCUCCUUGCUAUCACAGAUUUUAGAUCAUCUGCAAAAGAAAAAUGCUGUAAAGAAUUUUUUUCACAGUGAGCUGUGAUCGGGAACCUGCUGCUUGAAAGAGCAACGAAACACAUUCAGUAAUAAAUUCCUAAGUGAAUUGCAUAAAUACUUGAAAGGAAAAGUUUGCAAGGCUAUGGGGAAAGUCCAGAGUGAACAACUAAAUCAGAGUUGGCAGACAUCAUAGGCAGGAUAGCCUCCUGUGGUACUAAACGACUGAGAAAUAUGUUCAGAGAAUCAGAAGCUUUAUUGUAGAAAGCCAACUACAAAAUCAGAAAAACAUUCAAGUCUUUGCUGCCAAGUAACUUCAGGUCUUCUCCCACUAUUCUUUUCUCCAAUAAUGGUGCAGUGAUAGACAGAAGCAACACAGAAGUAGGCCUUUUGGCCCAUUGAGCCUACACUGCUCACCAUUUAUGCUAAUCUUAUGUUAAUUCCAUUUUAUUCACCACCCCACAUUCUUAUCAGCUCUCCUCCCCUCCCCCAUUUCUACCACAGAUCUAAACACAAGGGAUAGGUUUUACAUAGGCUAAUUAACUUAAUUAACAUAUCCUCCUUAUGUGGAAGGAAACAGGAGAGAACCCAUCCAGUCAUGAGAAUGUGCAAGCUCCAUGCCCCCAGCUCCUGAGAUCAAGUUUGAACCUGGGUCUCUGGCACUGUGAGGCAGCAACUCUGCCAGCUGUGUCACUGUGCAACCACAAGCCUUGUAUCUUUCUUGAGUGACAGUAUGGGAAGCAUUAAGAUACUGACUGCAAAGACAGCAUAAUAGCACACAUUGAGAUGAGGUUUUACUAGACAGAAGAGGGUUUUUAGGAUAUAAUCAUGUCUGUUCUCCCUAUCCGUUCCCUGUACCACUGUGUGUUCCCCUUUAUGUUAAUUACAGGAAGCCCUGGUCUGCAAAUCUGACCUUUUAUGAGUUUUAAACUACAAAUCAAACCCAAGUAUUACUACACCAUUCCUGAUGAGAAUAAAGUUGAUAGAAAUAGUGUAAUUUUACACUUCAGACUGAGGUAUUUAUUAUCCUUUAUCAAUAUAUGGUGAAUGUGGUUUCUUAUGGUUCUAUAUAUAAAUGUAUAUAAGCAUGUAUAAUGGUCUGUGCACCAAGAAACACUUUCAGCAUAUAUGUUUAAAGUGUUCCAGUGUAGAACGGAUUAAAUAUAUCACUUGGAUCUAAAUGGAAAUGCUUAUAUUGAAUUUUGUAUUAAAUGGCACCCUGUGUUUAUUGGGUAAGGGAAUUACUACAGUAGAAUUGUGCCCUCUGGUGAACUCCCAUUCCGUUCACCUUUCCAAGAAAGGAUUUGCAUUUAAUAGUGUUUCUUCACAACCUCAAAGCAAGCCAAAACCGAUUUUUAAGGGUGAAUUCUUGAUAGAAUAAAAGCAGCACUGCAAUAUUCCACAACCAUCGACUAGGUAAAGGUUCAAUUUUUGAGUAAUGCUGAUUGUGGAAUAUUGGCUCAGAUGAAUAUGGAGAUGUUGGAAAUAUUCAGCAGGUUGAACACAAUCUAUGGUGACAGAAAUAGUUAAUGUUUCAGUAUUACGAUCUCUCACCAUAUCAGUCAGGAGACUGAGAAAACUCUUGAGAAUCUCAGGGUCUUUUAUAUCUCUCUGAGAAGACAGCUGGAGUCUCUCUCCUGAAUGACCAACAAUGAUGCUGCAACUUGGGCUGGGAUUUUUCUCAAGUCCUGAGAGAAGUGAACCCACAGUCGAGUAAUCUACUGAGCCAUGGCUAAUAUUGGUGUUCGAAGAUACAGUCAGUUGGGUUCAGUCUACUUCAAUAAAGCUGCACUUUAUGCCCACUGCCACAUGGUUUGGAAGUACUGUCAUCACAGUGGCUAAUCUAUAGUGAAAUCUCAUUGAAAAAUUCUCUCCCCGCCCAUCCCAGUUAGAAAGACAAGUUGAAAGGUCUGAACCUAACAAUGAGAGGCAAGGGAAUAAAGAGCGGAAAUUUAACUUCAAAGUGGCCUUAACUGUAAAGGGCACGUGAGCAAAUUAGUUCAAGCAAGGCAUGCAUCCUGGCAAACAGUCACAGAGUUCCCUGUUUCUAUUGUCUCAUUUUAUUCUUGUCAACAUUUUGUGAGCUUUGUUCUUUAACGUGAGAUUCUGUGCCAAAGUACACAGAGGCAUUACAGGUAGAGAGAAUCACACUCUCAGCAAACUUAAGAGAUGAUUGCAGCUCUGCUCCUUGGGAUUUAGUUCUAAUUUAUUUCACCUGUCUUUCUCUUGUCCUGCUUCCAAUAGAUGUUGCUUCCCCACUGAGACUUUGCCAGAAAUAGUAUUGCUGAACGCAACAAGAUAUUCAGCCACAGCAGCCUGGCAGGUUCAAGCACCUCACUCCCACCACACUCAGGAAGCACUUCUGUAAAAGGAAAGUGAUUUAAAACUUUUCCUGUUUGCAGCCUGUGAAGAUAGAUGUGACACACCAAGGACAGAGCUUGGUGCCAGGCCAGAGCACUCCUGGUUUUACUGGCAGUGUUCCGCACCGGGAAUUCUCUCAGUAACUGAGCUACUCCCUUUGGAAUUGGUGCACAGAUGGUUCUAGAAAUAAGGACUGAGUAAUCGUUCUUUGGAAUAUUCCUAAAGGGGCACUUUGCAUCUUAAUGACUUAGUAUUUAAUAAAGGAAGACACUUUGGUAACUAUCACUUAUUUUCAAAAGGCUUUUGACAAGGUCCCACACAGGAGAUUAGUGUGCGAACUUAAAGCACACGGUAUUGGGGGUAAGGUAUUGAUCUGGAUGGAGAAUUGGUUAGCAGACAGGAAGCAAAGAGUGGGAAUAAACGGGACCUUUUCAGAAUGGCAGGCGGUGACUAGUGGGGUACCGCAAGGCUCAGUGCUGGGACCCCAGUUGUUUACAAUAUAUAUUAAUGACUUGGAUGAGGGAAUUAAAUGCAGCAUCUCCAAGUUUGCGGAUGACACGAAGCUGGGUGGCAGUGUUAGCAAUGAGGAGGAUGCAGAGUGACUUGGAUAGGUUGGGUGAGUGGGCAAACUCAUGGCAGAUGCAAUUUAAUGUGGAUAAAUGUGAAGUUAUCCACUUUGGUGGCAAAAAUAGGAAAACAGAUUAUCAUCUGAAUGGUGGCCGAUUAGGAAAAGGGGAGGUGCAACAAGACCUGGGUGUCAUUAUACACCAGUCAUUGAAAGUGGGCAUGCAGGUACAGCAGGCGGUGAAAAAAGCGAAUGGUAUGCUGGCAUUUAUAGCGAGAGGAUUCGAGUACAGGAGCAGGGAGGUACUACUGCAGUUGUACAAGGCCUUGGUGAGACCACACCUGGAGUAUUGUGUGCAGUUUUGGUCCCCUAAUCUGAGGAAAGACAUCUUUGCCAUAGAGGGAGUACAAAGAAGGUUCACCAGAUUGAUUCCUGGGAUGGCAGGACUUUCAUAUGAAGAAAGACUGGAUGAACUGGGCUUGUACUCGUUGGAAUUUAGAAGAUUGAGGGGGGAUCUGAUUGAAACGUAUAAGAUCCUAAAGGGAUUGGACAGGCUAGAUGCAGGAAGAUUGUUCCCGAUGUUGGGGAAGUCCAGAACGAGGGGUCACAGUUUGAGGAUAG
Molecule: messenger RNA, 10327 nt
Organism: Mobula hypostoma (lesser devil ray)
Lineage: Eukaryota; Metazoa; Chordata; Chondrichthyes; Myliobatiformes; Myliobatidae
Gene: ano8b
Product: anoctamin 8b
Exons: 18
Coding region: 323-3571 (1082 amino acids)
Source: RefSeq, a predicted model, not a curated record